This is a messenger RNA of Lolium perenne, 1772 nucleotides long. Its product is annotated as cytochrome P450 CYP72A616. NCBI's taxonomy places the organism in Eukaryota, Viridiplantae, Streptophyta, Magnoliopsida, Poales, Poaceae. The record is from RefSeq and is a predicted model, not a curated record. Gene Ontology annotation, molecular function: iron ion binding; oxidoreductase activity, acting on paired donors, with incorporation or reduction of molecular oxygen; heme binding.
CCGUCCUGAGAUACGCGAUACUACGAUCUACGACUACAACAAAACCUGAGCGGCUGAGGCAAGCCUCUGGUUUCCUCUAGUUCACCGCCCCGAUGGCGACCCGGGCUCUCCAGAUGCUGGGGGAGGCCUCUCCGUGGAACCUAGCAUGUGCGGCGGCGGCCAUGGCGGUGCUGUGGCUGGCCGCCUGGAUUCUUGAGUGGGCAUGGUGGACCCCGCGGCGGCUGGGUCGGGCCCUGGAGGCUCAGGGCCUCAAGGGCACCCGAUACCGUCUGUUCACCGGCGACGUGCCGGAGAACGCCCGGCUCAACAAAGAGGCCCGGUCCAAGCCCCUGCCUCUCGGCUCGCACAACAUCAUCCCUCGCGUGCAGCCCAUGAUCAGCAACGCCAUCAAAGAGAACGGAAAAUUGUCCUUCACUUGGUUUGGCCCCGAACCAAGGGUGACCAUUCUUGACCCAGAAUCAGUUAGAGAAAUUCUGUCCAACAAGUUUGGACACUAUGGCAAACCAAGGAGUAGCCGUUUUGGCAAGCUGCUAGCCAACGGGCUUGUCAAUCAUCAAGGAGAAAAAUGGGCAAAGCACAGGAGAAUCCUAAAUCCUGCCUUUCACCAUGAGAAGAUAAAGAGGAUGUUGCCAGUUUUUUCUGCCUGUAGCGAAGAAAUGAUUACGAGAUGGGAGAAUUCAAUGUCCGCCCAAGGAGUAUCUGAGGUUGACGUCUGGCCUGAGUUCCAGAAUCUGACCGGAGAUGUCAUCUCGAGAACAGCGUUCGGUAGCAGUUUUCAGGAGGGGACGAAAAUAUUCCAGCUGCAAGGGGAGCAAGCUGAACGGCUAAUGCAAGCUUUUCAGACACUUUUUAUCCCAGGCUAUUGGUUCUUACCAACUAAAAACAACAGAAGAAUGAGAGCAAUUGACCGUGAGAUCUGCACCAUUCUGCGAGGAAUUAUUGAGAAAAAAGACAGAGCUAUUAAAAGUGGUGAAGCUAGCAGUGAUGACUUGCUAGGAUUGCUGUUGGAGUCAAAUAGACGGGAAUCCAAUGGGAAAGAAGACCUAGGAAUGAGUACUGAAGACAUAAUUGAGGAAUGCAAGCUAUUUUACUUUGCAGGUAUGGAGACAACAUCAGUAUUGCUCACAUGGACACUAAUUCUGCUAAGCAUGCACCCGGAGUGGCAAGAGCAGGCAAGAAAGGAAGUGUUGCACCACUUUGGAAGAACCACACCAGACUUUGAGAACUUGAGUCGGCUGAAGAUAGUAACGAUGGUUCUAUAUGAGGUUCUUCGAUUGUACCCGCCAGCAAUCUUUGUUACCAGAAGAACAUACAAGGAAAUGGAGCUUGGUGGCAUCACAUAUCCGGCAGGAGUGAACCUUAUGUUGCCCAUUCUCUUUAUCCACCAUGACCCCAAUAUAUGGGGAAAAGAUGCAAGCGAGUUCAAUCCAGAGAGGUUUGCUGAUGGUAUCUCAAAUGCCGUGAAGCAUCCAGCUGCGUUCUUCCCAUUUGGAGGGGGUCCUCGUAUUUGCAUCGGCCAGAACUUUGCACUACUGGAAGCCAAGAUGGCUCUCAGCACCAUCCUCCAGCGCUUCUCCUUCGAGCUAUCGCCGUCCUACACCCAUGCUCCGUACACCGUGUUAACCCUCCACCCACAGCAUGGUGCUCCAAUUGUGCUGAGGAAGAUAUGAUCAUUCUUCUCAUCGGGGAGUGAAUUUGCCCACCUGUUGUGUGCAAUUUUAAAUUGAAGCUUUGAUCUUAAUAAACUAGCACCGGGUUUGCAUGUGUGUUUA